AUGCUGAAGCGACUGCAGGGCGCGGGGGGAGCGCCCGUGCCCCUGGCGUACAGCGAGGAGCCCUCGCGCCUCCUCAUGUCGUACCUGGGCAAGGAGACCCUGGCCGACGUUUUGAGUGCGCAGCGCAGCACGAAGCAGCUCCUCCAGGUGAGCCUGAAGCUGGCGGAGGCCGUGGCGGCCGUGCACGCCGCCGGGAUCGUCCACUGCGACCUCAAGCCGACCAACGUGAUGGUUCAGCUGCGAGGCGCAGCAGGAGCGCCGGCUGUGCACGUGAUCGACUUCGGUCUGGCACUGCCGGUGGGCCAGUGCCAUCCCGCGAGCAGCAAGAGCCGGCACUCGUGGUACUGCGCGUGCGUGCACCAAGGCGCGCCGGUGACCGAGAAGUGCGACGUGGUGGGCGUGGGCGUCAUGCUGCAGUUCGUGGCGGAGAGCAUGAAGGCGCCGCCGGCGGCCCUGCAGGCGCUGGCGGCGCGAGCGCAGCGCCCCGAGCACGAGCAGCGCCCCGCGGUCCAGGAGAUCGUCGAGGCGCUCGAGGACAUGCUGCGCCGCUGCCACUGA
Molecule: messenger RNA, 558 nt
Organism: Penaeus vannamei (Pacific white shrimp)
Lineage: Eukaryota; Metazoa; Arthropoda; Malacostraca; Decapoda; Penaeidae
Product: mitogen-activated protein kinase kinase kinase 7-like
Biological process (GO): protein phosphorylation; mitotic DNA damage checkpoint signaling
Cellular component (GO): nucleus
Molecular function (GO): ATP binding; protein serine/threonine kinase activity
Source: RefSeq, a predicted model, not a curated record